This is a messenger RNA of Cuscuta epithymum, 1822 nucleotides long. NCBI's taxonomy places the organism in Eukaryota, Viridiplantae, Streptophyta, Magnoliopsida, Solanales, Convolvulaceae. The record is from the annotation of a GenBank genome assembly.
AUUUUCUACCCACUUCAAAUAGAGUAUUGGUGUCCCCCUCCUACACCUCAAGUUGUUUGCUUCUGAAUGUAAGAGCUAUUAGUACUCAAGUUAGAAGAGUAACAUGUCUUGCGAUAACAUCUUCAACGGAGAUAAGGUGCCAUUAUUAUCAGACCAUUCAUCCUCCGACAUCCAAAGUAGAAAUGGCGAUCCUCAUAUACACCAACAACAACAAAACUUGUCACAGAGGUUUUGGAUUGAAUCAAAGAAGCUAUGGCAGAUUGUGGGCCCGGCCAUCUUCAGCCGCAUCGCUUCUUAUUCCAUGUUCGUCAUCACCCUGGCAUUCGCCGGCCAUCUCGGCGAUUUGGAAUUUGCGGCCAUGUCAAUUGGCAGUAAUGUCGUCGUAGGCUUUGAUUUUGGCCUCAUGUUGGGAAUGGCUAGCGCUCUCGAGACGUUAUGCGGGCAAGCAUUCGGGGCAAAGAAGUACAACAUGCUGGGAGUAUAUCUGCAACGGUCAUGGGUGGUUCUGUUAAUAUGUUGCGUUGUGAUGAUGCCGCUGUUCAUAUACGCCACGCCGUUGCUGAAGCUUUUGGGGCAGCCCGACGACGUGUCGGAGCUUUCGGGCGUGGUGGUGAUGGCUUUCAUUCCGCUGCACUUCUGCUUCGGGUUACAUUUCCCGCUGCAGAGGUUCUUGCAGAGCCAGCUGAAGAAUUCGGUGAUUGCUUGGGUGAAUUUGGUGGCGUUCGUUGUGCAUUGUCUGGUGAGCUGGUUGAUCGUGUCUCGGUUCCGGCUCGGAGUCGUAGCCAUCGCCAUGACCUUGAACUUCUCUUGGUUCCUCAUCUUAUGUGGGAUGUUUGGCUACACCGUCUGCGGCGGAUGCCCCCUCACCUGGCCCGGUUUCUCCGUCCAAGCUUUCUCUGGUCUUUGGGAUUUCUUUAAACUCUCUGUUUCUUCCGGAGUUAUGCUCUGCUUGGAGAAUUGGUACUACAGAAUUCUGAUAGUGAUGACAGGCAACUUGAAAAAUGCUGAAGUUGCUGUCGAUGCGUUGUCCGUAUGCAUGAGCAUUAAUGGCUGGGAAAUGAUGAUUCCACUUGGAUUCUUUGCUGGAACUGGAGCUCCAUCCCGCAUUUGGUUUUUGUUUUUACGUCAGAAGGUAGGGGUGAACUGCUAGAGACGAAAGGAGCUCCAUCCCACGGCUGAUUUUUUUAUUUGGUGCGAAAGUCAAAAGCUAGAGGUUGAAGGAAUGAACGAAUAUUCAAUCCAAGGUUUCCCGUCUCCUUUAUCCCUGCUAUCCCCGUUCACAAGAAUGCACAACCACAUUAUGACUCAAUCACUUUGCUCCAGGUUGGAAAUUUGACAGUUCUUUAUACCUUUAGGACUUCAAAGUUGGAAUCAGGUCCUCACUGAGAGCAUGGAUGCCUUUCGUUCGAUGUCACUUGGUUUUUGUUUAUGUCUUGGACCCCUGCUUUUGGACUUUGUUGCUUUUGGAUAAUUAUCCUUGCAGGUUAGCAAGAAUGAGAGUAUGCUAAAUGUAGAGUUGCUGAUACUCGAGGACAUGAUUGGCUUGGAAGAGUUCACAGUAACUUAGUUUCUUGCUUGUUUGAGCAAUUUCGAUGUACUAGCUCCGUAUCUUUUACUUGAGUCUCUCUUUGGAUAUUUAGAUAUAAUGUAAUUAAAUCACUUUUUCAACAUUAAAUAUGUGAUGAUUGUGAUUUCAUUCGUUUAUUUUGGAGUUAUUGGUUGAAUUGUGAAGCUUUUCAAAAUGUGGAUUUGUGGUUACUUUUCACUCUGUAAUUUUCAUCCAUUUAAGGAUCUUGGAGCUUAACCAUAGCAAUUUCAUCAA